AUGGUGGAAAACGGUGGUUCCAGUGGUGGAAGCGAGAGUCCAAAUGCGACGUGCGCACGCUCAGGAUUGUUGGAGACUUUAGUGCGAGGUGUUUGGUACCGCGUACAUUGUUCUUUGGAAGAUGAUUACCUGAGCGUAUCUUUAGACGACGGCUACGACGCAACCACCACUCUUAAUGGAACAUUAAAUAACAAUAAUGUAGAAACACCAAACAGUGAUUUCACAGAGGUUCCUGAAGCUAUUGCGAAUCAGAAACGUCUGGUGCAAGUUGUAAAAUCUGACAAUAAUGGUUUAGGAAUAUCUAUUAAGGGUGGAAUAGAAAACAAUAUGCCCAUAUUGAUAUCAAAAAUUUUUAAAGGCAUGGCUGCUGAUCUUACAGAACAAUUGUAUGUGGGAGAUGCAAUUUUGUCAGUCAAUGGUGAAGACCUUAAAGAUGCUACUCAUGAAGAAGCUGUAAAGGCCUUAAAAAGAGCAGGAAAAAUGGUGCAGUUAGAAGUGAAAUACUUGCGCGAGGUGACCCCGUACUUCCGGAAGGCGUCCAUCAUCAGCGAGGUGGGGUGGGAGCUGCAACGGGGCUACAUGAUGGACGCGCCCCCGUCCCCGCCCUCCCCGCGCCGCAGACGCGCCGACACCCGAUACGUGCCACUUCUGAUGGCGUGCGUUGCGAAGAACCUGCGGCAUCACGACCCAGAGGAGCGCAUUAUCGAGAUAUACUCGCCCGACGGGGUGCACGCACUGGCUCUGCGCGCUGGCUCGGCGGGUGCGGCGGCUGGCUGGCAUCGGGCGCUGCACGCGGCCGCGAGGCGAGCGGCCCGCGCCGCACUGGCUCGCGCCCGACCCCGCUUGCGUGCGCUGGUCGGGGAGGUGCGCUACGCUGGCUGGCUGGCUCGCCGACCGCCCCAGGACAUUAUGGGAGCCUCGGGCGGAUCGGACAGUUCGGACGACCUGGACGGUUGGGUGCCUACCUUCGUUGCCAUCACCGAUCGCGAGUUGAGGCUGUACGAGGCGGCGCCGUGGUCGGCGGAGGCGUGGUGCGCGCCCACCGAGAGCUUCGGGCUGGCGGCGACGCGGCUCGCGUGGUGGCGCCGCGGCGGGCCCGACGAGGCGGAGGGUGGCGGCGGGGGCGGGGGCGGCGGCGGAGGGGGCGGCGGGGGUGGCGGGGGGGUGAGCGGGGGCGCGGCCGCUCUGGGGGUGCGCGCGGGCACGCCGGCGGGGCUGUGCGUGCGCGCCCUGAGGGCGGACACGCCGCACGACCUCGCCGCGGUGGCGGGCGCGCUCGUGGACGGCGCCCACCACGCGGUGAGGGCGCAGCCCGAGUUCACCUUCCGGUGCCGGUUCCGCGGCGCGUGCGCGCGGCUGGCGCUGGGCGCGGGCGGCGUGUGCGUGUGGGAGGCGGCGGGCUCGCUGGGCCGCGGCGGCGCGCGCGCCCUCUACCGCCGCCCGCUGCACGCGCUGCGCGCCUCCGCCGACGACGACCGCGCCGCGCUCUGGCUGCACUUCGCCGACGACGACACGCUGGAGCUGGAUAUGGAAGGCAGCCCGAAGCCGGCCGUGUUCAUCCUGCACAACCUGCUCUCCGCGAGGGUGCACUCGCUGCCAGGGGAAGAGGUCGCCGACCCGCUA
Molecule: messenger RNA, 1623 nt
Organism: Iphiclides podalirius (scarce swallowtail)
Lineage: Eukaryota; Metazoa; Arthropoda; Insecta; Lepidoptera; Papilionidae
Source: the annotation of a GenBank genome assembly